This is a messenger RNA of Zea mays, 1534 nucleotides long. RefSeq names its product probable protein phosphatase 2C 8. Gene Ontology annotation, molecular function: cation binding; protein serine/threonine phosphatase activity. The record is from RefSeq and is a predicted model, not a curated record. Bases 70 to 1302 code for a protein of 410 amino acids. The transcript has 3 exons. NCBI's taxonomy places the organism in Eukaryota, Viridiplantae, Streptophyta, Magnoliopsida, Poales, Poaceae. Gene Ontology annotation, biological process: protein dephosphorylation.
CACUUCUUUUGCGCUCCUUGCUUCCGCUUGUAGUGGGAGUGGGAGUGGCCGAGUGGGAGAAGGGAAGAGAUGAGCAGCAGUGAGGCUAGCACGCAAGACCAUGGCGUGCCGGCGCUCGAGGCGCAGGAUAGCACGGAUGACCAUGGCGUGCCCGCGCUCGAGGCGCCCACGCCCGAGGCUACGGACAAGGUACUGGCCGCCAUGGCGCGACUGGCGCGACGUCGGAGGCUGGAGCUAAGGCGGCUGGGGCGCACUGCACCCGUGGGGGCGGAGGGAGAGGUGGCGAUGCGGGUGCGUCCGGUGUCGGGCACCUCCGCGGACACGUCCCGCGAGUCGGCGAAGGUGGCGCCCGAGCCGCAUGAAGGGGCUUCUGCGGUGGCGGGGUGGCCCAAGCCCGUGUCGCACGGCGCGGUGUCGGUGAUCGGGCGGCGGCGGGAGAUGGAGGACGCGGUCGCCGUCGCCGUGCCGUUCCUGGUGGCCGCGGCGGGGGAGGAGGGGGACGGCGGCGGGGAGAAGGAGGCUGAGAUGGAGUUCUUCGCGGUGUACGACGGGCACGGCGGGUCACGGGUGGCGGACGCGUGCCGGGAGCGGCUGCACGUGGUGCUCGCGGAGGAGGUGGCGCGUCUGCACCUUGUGAAGGGCGGCGACGGCGCGCGCUGGAGGGAGGUCAUGGAGGCCUGCUUCGCCCGCGUGGACGGUGAGGUCGCCGUCGUCGAGGGCGAGGUGAACAACGCCGGCCACACGGUGGGCUCCACCGCCGUCGUGGCCGUCGUGGGGCCCCGUCACAUCGUGGUCGCGAACUGCGGCGACUCCCGCGCCGUGCUCUCCCGCGGCGGCGUCCCCGUGCCGCUGUCUUCCGACCACAAGCCAGAUAGGCCUGAUGAGUUGGAAAGGGUAGAAUCAGCGGGCGGCAGGGUCAUCAACUGGAAGGGGUACCGUGUCCUGGGGGUGCUUGCGACGUCAAGGUCAAUUGGCGACUACUACAUGAAGCCAUUCAUAUCAGCUGAACCAGAGGUGACCGUUACGGAGCGUACGCACAAAGACGAGUUCAUCAUCCUGGGGAGCGACGGGCUGUGGGACGUCAUGUCCAACGAGGUGGCUUGCAAGGUGGCGAGGAACUGCUUGUGCGGGCGCGCGGCUUCCAAGUACCCUGAAACCGUCCACGGGAGCUCGGCCAGCGAUGCCGCCGCGGUGCUGGUGGAGUUCGCCAUGGCGCGGGGCAGCACCGACAACAUCAGCGUCGUGGUGGUGGAGCUGAAACGUCUGAAGUGGAAGGGUGGUAGACAGAAUGGUAGGACGUAGUCUGUAGGAGCCUCCGGCUCGUCGCGAAAUAUAAGCGUGUCGACAGAGCCAGAGAGGCAAAGGGAAGCAGCCGAGCGUAUGACGGAAUGCUGUAAAAAAAAAAAAAAACAGAGAGAGGGCUCUGACUCUUUGAGAGCUGCACUUGUGUUGUGACCGCUGUAUUGCGUUGGUUACUUGGUUCUUUAGUUCAAUACUAACAAAAUGGCAUUCCGGCCAAUGGAAGUAGCAGGAA